Messenger RNA from Trichobilharzia szidati, 519 nucleotides. Lineage: Eukaryota; Metazoa; Platyhelminthes; Trematoda; Strigeidida; Schistosomatidae. The record is from the annotation of a GenBank genome assembly.
GCGCACAAUUCGAAGUUUCAGUCACGAGGCAGCAGGAUGACCAACACAAAGGGUUACCGCCGGGGGACACGUUACCUAUUCUCUCGUGCCUUCAGACGUCAUGGGCCGCUUCCUUCAUCCGUUUUUAUGCGGGUGUACCGCCGUGGAGACAUAGUGGAUAUUAAAGGCGAUGGCGGGGUCCAAAAGGGUAUGCCACACAAAUCCUAUCACGGGAAAACCGGUCGUGUAUAUAACGUCACUCCUCACGCUGUUGGAGUGAUUGUUAACAAGCGUGUGGGUAAUCGGAUAAUUCCAAAACGCAUUAAUGUGAGAAUUGAGCAUGUCAAGCCAAGCAAAUGUAGAGAAGACUUCCUCAGACGUGUCAAAGAAAAUGACGUCAAGAGACGAGAAGCUAAAGAAAAGAAGACAUUUAUAAAUCUGAAGCGUCAGCCUGCACAACCCCGCCCGGCUCAUAUUGUGAGAACUAAAAACAAUCCAGUCGUAACUGUACACCCAUUACCAUAUGAACUUAUUGCUUAA